This is a messenger RNA of Spea bombifrons (plains spadefoot toad), 705 nucleotides long. RefSeq names its product whey acidic protein-like. The transcript is spliced from 4 exons. The record is from RefSeq and is a predicted model, not a curated record. Bases 36 to 458 code for a protein of 140 amino acids. Lineage: Eukaryota; Metazoa; Chordata; Amphibia; Anura; Pelobatidae. Gene Ontology annotation, molecular function: peptidase inhibitor activity. Gene Ontology annotation, cellular component: extracellular region.
GACAGUCCGUCGGAGCUAAAAGCUUGGAGGAGAACAUGAUUUCAGUCCACGGAUCCUUUGUUUUGGUCAUCGUUAUGAGCAUUCUGGAUUCAGAUGCGAUCACGAUUGAUGAACCUGGCUAUAUUGUAGUUGAUACAAGUCGCUGCCCACUGGAUGUGGACUACCCCAGGUGCGGGAUCGAUCCUGUGAGCGGGGAAUCAGAGUGCUGGACAAACAGAGAUUGCAAGAGAAGGCAGAAAUGCUGUUUCUCUGGAUGUAGAAAACGGUGCCUUGUUCCGUUGAAAGCUAAAACCGGUUCCUGUCCUCCCUUUAAUCUCUCACUGUGCAGCCAUGAGAAUUAUUUGCCCCAUGAGUGUAAAGACGAUGAGCAGUGCCAGGGGUCAAGCAAAUGCUGCAAGAGAUGCAGAUAUGAGUGUACCACAAUGAUGGCUCUUAGGUACUUUCCAGUGACAUCAUAAUUCAAUGAUUGCCAGGAAGCCGUGGUUAAUUCACGGACGUUUCACAUACUUUUUUACUUUUUUUUCUCUAGUGUAUUCUUUUGUAUUCUUAGAUUUUGAGGCUGUUAUUUUCAUGAUAUGUUAGUUACUUCUGAAUCUGAUUGGGAACUUGCUGUAUAAAUGAAGGAAUGGCCCCCUGGUCAGUAUAUUGUGGAGCUAUAGAAUCUACAAAAAAUAUUCUAUCAAUAAAAGUUUAUAUUGUUUUAAA